AAGCAAAAACGAUAAGAUUAACAGAAAAAAGAAAGAACCCAUCAUCAAUGUAAACUUAGGUCCUGAUAGUUUUUACUUCCCAAGAAACAAAAAGAGUCUAAGGGGGAUAUGUACCAAAUUCCUUACAACUUCUUUUCCCUUCAUAUCUAUCAAAAAAAAAAGAAGUUCCCCUUUUGCUUAUCUCUAUAUAUUAUUCUCUUUGCGAUUAAUUUUUUAAAAAAGAAAAAAAACUUGUUUAAUCCCCUGCUUGACAAAUAUUCUUCUAGGGGUUGACCAGGUUCGUUUUUAGUUUUUAACAAAGUUUGAUUAGUAGUAGACUAGUAGCCCAAAAAAUAUCAAAUUGCAAUUCCAGCGAAGAUAUCUCCCUCUUUCUUUUUGCCCCUUUUGCAUUUUGUUUGUUUUCCCUUUUCUCAAUCUCGAUUAAAUUUCCAUUUCCCCACCACCUCCAUCAUCAUUGACAUCCACUUCGCUGCAUCCCCCCGCCUAACUCAUUUCUGUUUGCGUGCAAACCACAAAAGGCUCCUCCAUUUUACUGGGAUUCUGAAUUUGAGAGAGAUAGAAGAGAGACUGUAAUUAGUACCAAAAAAAAAAAAGGGCCACCAUUUUUGCUCCAAGGUUCUGCAAAGUUUCAAUCUUUGGCCCUCCUUUGAUCGAGCUAUACACUUCCUAAACCCUCUCAGAUCAGAAUCCCAAAUCUUCAAUUGCUACUACAGGCCACAGAGUUUAAUCGGUGCGGAGAAAAAGGGUAAAAGUAUAGAAGGGUCAAAUUCAGAUCAGAUCUAGCAAAUUAAGGAGUUUUAUACAUCUUCUUUGAAGUUAAAGCUAUGUCUUUCAUCGGGACACAACAAAAGUGCAAGGCUUGUGACAAGACAGUGUAUCCAGUGGAGCUGUUGUCCGCUGAUGGAAUCAACUAUCAUAAAUCUUGCUUCAAGUGCUCCCAUUGCAAAGGCACCCUCAAGCUGAGCAAUUACUCCUCGAUGGAAGGUGUUUUGUAUUGUAAGCCUCAUUACGAGCAGCUCUUUAAGGAGAGUGGCAAUUUUGUCAAGAACUUCCAAUCACCUGCAAAGUCAGCUGAGAAGUUGACUCCCGAGCUGACAAGGUCACCUAGCAAAGCUGCGAGCAUGUUCUCUGGGACCCAAGAUAAAUGUGCUACUUGCGGUAAAACUGCUUACCCCUUAGAAAAGGUACAAACUUUGAACUUUGGAAAGAGUUACGUUGUGAUGAAACUUUGGUAGCUUGCUGUUUUGCUGAUAAUUACUUAUUUGAUGAACUCGUGCAAUCUGGAGUUUGGUUAUGCGUGAACUUCCUAACCGCAGUCCCUUCUUGGAAACUAUUCCUAGUUUUAAUCUACUUUGAAACAUUUUGGUCUCCUAACUCCUGAAAGAUGGAGUUAGUGACGCUCUUUCGAGAAUUGCAGAACUGUUCAAAGCUGAUGUAGAAUAUAGUGCCAGUUAGAAGAGUUCAGAUUGCUAGCAAUUCUUUUGUUCCUGUAUUGCGAAAUGGUCUUAACAUCACUUUUAUUGGGCUUACAUUCCACAUCUGCCCAUAUAUCUGUGAUCACGUGAUUAUCAGAAUGGGGAAAAUGGUCUGUUCUUAUUGAUUGGAUGGUAUUAGGAGAGGAUCUGUAAUUGGCAUAAGUUUUUGUAAUGUUAAUUCAUUUCAUGACUGAUAUGCUUCAUGAGUAGAAAAGGCUGCAUUGAAAUUCCUGUGAAACUGGGGUGUGCGUUAGUGACUACAUUUGUUCUUUGCCCUUAUUCUGCUUGUUUCAGAGGUGUGAUUGUAAAGAUAAACCAUGACGUCUUUGUUGUAAGAUGACUUUAUGGGGAUGCCUGCUCCUCUGUUCCUUGAUGAAUUAUCGUGAUUACUAUAUGAAAAUAUUAGUCUGUUGCUCACAGUGUUUUUUGGGAAAUUAAUCAGGUUACAGUUGAGAACCAAAGCUACCACAAAACCUGUUUUAAGUGUUCGCAUGGUGGCUGUUCACUGUCUCCGUCAAAUUAUGCAGCAUUGAACGGUAUAUUGUAUUGUAAACCUCAUUUUUCACAGCUUUUCAAGGAGAAAGGCAGCUACAACCAUUUAAUCAAGUCUGCUUCAAUGAAGCGGCCAACAACUCCUGUACCCGAUGCUGCUGCUUAACACAGAUUACCUGAUAGAGAUUACAAAGCUAUAUGAUCGACACGGGAUUGCUUGUUCUUUGUGUGUUUCCCAUUUUCAAUUUGAUUACGGCCAUGAAAUCUGUUGUUGUACUUUGUACCUGAUUCAAGGAACUAAUCUCCAGGAUUGAUAUUAUUAACUUAUUACCGAGCCCUGGCAUCCACACUCCCUUGGAAUUGCCUUGGUUUGUAUUGAAAGUGUGCUAUUCAAAGAUUGGCUUCUUGUCUCCAUGGGUUUAAUAUAAAGUCAAGAAGCUUUUCCCUGAAUUGCUGUUUGUUUACUUUGAUCAUUUUGUUUUGAUGAUCUGCUGUUAUCAACACCUCUAAUUGUCUGGCAACCCGGACAUUUGAAUUGGGUAGAAGAAGAAGAAGUUGAUAGAAGUUAAUUAGACACUAAUUAAUAGGAUAGAAGACAAAACCAUAAGGCAAUGAAGUUCAUUUUGGUUUCUAAAAGGGAAAAUA
Molecule: messenger RNA, 2612 nt
Organism: Oldenlandia corymbosa var. corymbosa
Lineage: Eukaryota; Viridiplantae; Streptophyta; Magnoliopsida; Gentianales; Rubiaceae
Source: the annotation of a GenBank genome assembly